UUUGUUGUUGUUGUUUUGUGUUUUUGUGGGUUUUGUUUUGUUUUUUUGUUUUGUUUUUGUGCAGCGAUUUUUGACAAGUUCUACUUUGAGGUGGAAGGCUUGAUCAUCAGCCCGGUCUUACCACUUAAGACCUGACUAAUGUCCCAGGGUUAUUUACAGUUUUAAGUGGGGGGAUAAAUGACACAUAAGGGAGCAUCUCAUUUUAUGAAGUGUCGUUAUGGUUUUGGGCUUGAAAGGUGGCUGUCAAAAGAGCAGGUGUGAAAAUUGAUUAGGGACCGUUUGGUAUCUCAUGUUUAGAGAUCCUUAUCAGAUUAUGGCGUCUGGGGGUCUGAUAGAGAAGCCAAGUACAGGAAGAUUUCUAGGGCAGGUCCCACCCUCUCCACCUUCCUCGCAUUCCCCUUUCAGUGAAGAUGGUCAUACUUCUUAGUGUCUUGGUACAGGAAAAGUUUGCCGUUUUAUGGGAGGGAAUCCCAAAUAUACUUAGUUGUAGUCUUGUCAACCUCUUAAAACAUUAUGUUUAUUAAUAAUAUACUAGCGAUCUGGAGAAAUUCAAUUUAAAUAAGGGAAGGUUGAAAACUGCAGAGAAAAUUAUUCUGAGCGUUCUCUUGGAUGGGUUUUAUUUGAAUUUAUAUGUAAUCUCACAGUCCAGUUUUUCUGUUUUCCCAAGUAUUUCCAUAUUUGGAAAGAAAGAAAUCUUAAAUGGUGAGGUAAAAUAUUUUGCGUUGAGUACAUUAAGCAACAUUAGAAAGAAACAUAACUCGGUUAAUUUUGGUGUUAGGAGUUUUGAUAAGUUCUGCUCUGUUUAACUAUUUAAAUAAGUUAAAACUGUAGUGAAGAAGCCAGUACAAAUUCUACUCUGCUUUUUAAAAUAUACAUUUUAGGCUAUAUACAGUAUAUGUCAUUUCUUAUAUCUAACGUCUGAAGGUAGAUGCUACUGAGCAGGCACAUCUGGUUGGAAAUGGACUUUAAAAAUAAGAGCAUUUCCCUAGCCUAUCACAAAAUAAGCAGAACAGCACUGCUUAUUUUUUUCAAAUAAAAUGUGCAUAAUUCUCCAGGAGGUUGUGCCUUGAAAGGGUUAGGUGUGGGAGGAUUGGCACAAGGUGAAAUUGUGAAUUAUGAGGUGCAAACAAUUAUACCGUAGCAUUUAUUAAAUGUUUUAUGUAUUGAUUUCCAGAAAGGCAAUAACUCUUGAUUGACAAAGGGUUGCAAUUUUGAAGAUCAUGCUUUUUAAAAAAAGUUAAAUACUUUGAUAUCAACUUGAACCUUUAGAAUAAUCAUGUAUAAUAAAUUACAAUUCCUGUGGUUGCCAAAGCUACACAUUUAGUGAGCAGGAUAAACAGUCAAAUUCCAAUCAAUUCAGUAUAACUUUGUCCUUGCAAAUGAUCUGCCUUGUGCUUUUUAAAUGUAGAACUCUGUAUGGGAGCAGGGGAUAUAAGCUUUAUUUUAGAAUAUGGAAACUAUUCUUCUGAUAAUGGAGACUUUGAUUUAGGAGUUACCUAAAGGGUUCAUUUAAUAGGCUGUCUCUCACUAAUCGGAUCAGAGAUAAUGUGAUUUUAUAGCUUAUUAUGUCCUCUUUUUUUUGUAGUUAAUAUUUGCCAAUGGACUCCAAAGAAUCCUUAGCCCCUUCUGGUAGAGAAGUCCCUAGCAGUUUUGUCCGUGAGAGGGGGAACUUGAUGGACUUUCAUAAAAGCCUGAGGGGAGGAGCUACCGUGAAGCUUUCUGCAUCUUCGUCCUCACUGGCUGCUGCUUCUCAGAAGGAUUCCAAGCAGCAGAGGCUUCUCCUUGAUUUUCCAAAAGGCUCAACUAGCAAUGCGCAGCAGCCAGAUUUGUCCAAAGCCGUGUCACUGUCCAUGGGACUGUAUAUGGGAGAGACAGAAACAAAAGUGAUGGGAAAUGACUUGGGAUACCCACAGCAGGGCCAAAUUAGCCUUUCCUCUGGGGAGACAGACUUUCGGCUUCUGGAAGAAAGUAUUGAAAACCUCAAUAGGUCAACCAGUGUUCCAGAGAAUCCCAAGAGUUCAGCAUCUGCUACUGGGCAUGCUGCCCCUACAGAGAAGGAGUUUCCCAAAACUCAUUCUGAUGCAUCUUCAGAACAGCAAAAUCUUAAAAGCCAGACUGGCACCAACGGUGGCAAUGUGAAAUUGUAUACAGCAGACCAAAGCACCUUUGACAUCUUGCAGGAUUUGGAGUUUUCUGCUGGGUCCCCAGGUAAAGAGACAAAUGUGAGUCCCUGGAGGUCAGACCUGUUGAUAGAUGAGAACUUGCUUUCUCCUUUGGCAGGAGAUGAUGAUCCAUUCCUUUUGGAAGGAGAUGCAAAUGAGGACUGUAAGCCUUUUGUUUUACCGGACACUAAACCUAAAAUUAAGGAUACUGGAGAUCCGAUCUUACCAAGCCCCAGCAGUGUGACGCUGCCCCAGGUGAAAACAGAAAAAGAUGAUUUCAUUGAACUUUGCACCCCUGGGGUAAUUAAGCAAGAGAAACUGGGCCCAGUUUAUUGUCAGUCAGGCUUUUCUGGGACAAAUAUAAUGGCUAAUAAAAUAUCUGCCAUUUCUGUUCAUGGCGUGAGUACCUCUGGAGGACAGAUGUACCACUAUGACAUGAACUCAGCAUCCCUUUCUGAGGAGCAGGAUCAGAAGCCUGUUUUUAAUGUCAUUCCACCAAUUCCUGUUGGUUCUGAAAACUGGAAUAGGUGCCAAGGAUCUGGAGAGGAUAACCUGGCUUCCCUGGGGACAAUGAACUUCCCAGGCCGAUCGGUGUUUUCUAAUGGCUAUUCCAGGUCUAGCUCCUCAACAGCAACAGGACCACCUCCCAAACUCUGCCUGGUGUGCUCUGAUGAAGCUUCAGGAUGUCAUUAUGGGGUAUUAACAUGUGGGAGCUGUAAAGUAUUCUUCAAAAGAGCAGUGGAAGGACAGCACAAUUAUCUUUGUGCUGGAAGAAAUGAUUGCAUCAUUGAUAAAAUUCGAAGAAAAAACUGCCCAGCAUGCCGCUAUCGAAAAUGUCUUCAAGCUGGAAUGAACCUUGAAGCCCGAAAAACAAAGAAAAAAAUAAAAGGGAUUCAGCAAGCCACUACAGGAGUCUCACAAGACACUUCUGAAAAUCCUAACAAAACGAUAGUUCCUGCAGCAUUACCACAACUUACCCCUACCCUGGUAUCACUGCUGGAGGUGAUUGAACCUGAGGUCUUAUAUUCAGGAUAUGACAGCUCUAUUCCAGACUCAACUUGGAGAAUCAUGACCACACUCAACAUGUUAGGUGGGCGCCAAGUGAUUGCAGCCGUGAAAUGGGCAAAGGCAAUACCAGGAUUCAGAAACUUACACCUGGAUGACCAAAUGACCCUCCUGCAGUACUCAUGGAUGUUUCUCAUGGCAUUUGCCCUGGGUUGGAGAUCAUACAAACAAUCAAGUGCAAACCUGCUGUGUUUUGCUCCUGAUCUGAUUAUUAAUGAGCAGAGAAUGACUCUACCCUGCAUGUAUGACCAAUGUAAACACAUGAUGUAUGUCUCCUCCGAGUUAAAAAGAUUGCAGGUAUCCUAUGAAGAGUAUCUCUGUAUGAAAACCUUACUGCUUCUCUCCUCAGUUCCUAAGGAAGGUCUGAAGAGCCAAGAGUUAUUUGAUGAGAUUCGAAUGACCUAUAUCAAAGAACUAGGAAAAGCCAUUGUCAAAAGGGAAGGAAACUCCAGUCAGAACUGGCAGCGGUUUUAUCAACUGACAAAACUGUUGGACUCCAUGCAUGAUGUGGUUGAAAACCUCCUUUCCUAUUGCUUCCAAACAUUUUUGGAUAAGAGCAUGAGUAUUGAAUUCCCAGAGAUGUUAGCUGAAAUCAUCACUAAUCAGAUACCAAAAUAUUCAAAUGGAAAUAUCAAAAAGCUUCUGUUUCAUCAAAAAUGACUGCCUUACUAAGAAAGGUUGCCUUAAAGAAAGUUGCAUUUAUAGCUUUUACUGUACAAACUUAUCAAUUUGUCUUGUAGAUGUUUUGUUGUUCUUUUUUUGUCUUGUUUUGUUUUAAAUACGCACUACAUGUGGUUUAUAGAGGGCCAAGACUUGGCAACAGAAGCAGUUGCAUCAUCACUUUUAAGUGAUGGGAAAGCAGACAGUGAAGUGUAUUGGUUGGUGUAUCACAGAAACUAAAAACAGUUACAUGGAGGUAUGUCCAGUAUCUCCACUAUCGGUGAAGGACCGCACCUAAACCACCAGUGCCCAAAGUCCAUGUGAUCAGCUUUCUGCUCAUACUUUCAGUUGGCUGGAUAAAACUUCUAGACUUUCUGUUGGUGUAUUUUCCCAUGUAUAGUUAGGGUAGCAUUUUUGAUUUAUGCAUGGAAACCUGAAAAAAAGUUUACAAGUGUAUAUCAGAAAAGGGAAGUUGUGCCUUUUAUAGUUAUUACUGUCUGGUUUUAACAAUUUCCUUUAUAUUCAGUGAACUAUGCUUGCUCGUUUUUUCUUAAAUAAUUUUUGUAUUCAAGUUAUUGUACAGCUGUUUAAGAUGGGCAGCUAGUUCAUAGCUUUCCUAAACUCUAAACAUUAAUCUUCUGUGUGAAAAUGGGUUGGUGCUUCUACCCUGAUGGCACUUAGCUAUCAGAAGACCACAAAAAUUGACUCAGAUCUCCAGUGUUCCUGUCAAAAGCUCUUUGUAUAUAUCUGCUUCCAUGGAUAAUUAGAUAGGUUGUGCAGAUUACCAUCCUAACUGGUGUAGAGCACCUACCUAGUACAGUGAGCCACUGGGUAAACUGUGGGUGAUGGUCAAAAAAAGACUAGUUAAAGACAGUAACUACUAAAAGGCCCAGUUUGUACCUAAUUCCCCUUCUCUACAAUGGUGAGAUGACAACAGAGUUUGUAAAUGAACUCUUUCAGGACCUUCUGGAAUGGUUUGUGUAACAUCUUAGCACUUAUGAUUCCAAGAUUGUGUGACAAAGCUGUAACUUUUCUUUAAAUUAGACCAAGUAACUUCUCUCCUUAAACUUUACCCCCAAACUAAUCUCUAAUAAGGCAAGAAUGGCUAGACACCCAUUUUCACAUCCCCGCCUGUCACCAAUUGGUCUAGCUUUCCUGGUGGUACAGGAAAAUCAGCUACUGAUUUUUGUUAUGUAGAACUGAAUGUCAGAAUCCGUGUUUGUCAACCACACAUCCAUCCCAACAUGUGCCAUAGCGUUUAACAGGUCUUGUGAACUUCUUCUUCACACUGAGAGUUAUCAUUGUAAACAGAACAGAAGCUGUGGUAGCCCUUUCUGUGUGCACCUUACCAACUUUCUGUAAACUCAAAGCUUAACACACUUACUAAGCCACAAAAAAAAAUUUGAUUUCUACUUAAGGUGGCCAAAUUAUUUCUGUAAUAGAAAACUGAAAGUCUAAUAUUAAAAAUAUGGAACUUCUAAUAUAUUUUUAUAUUUAGUUAUAGUUUCAGAUAUAUAUCAUAUUGGUAUUCACUAAUCUGGGAAGGGAAGGGCUACUGCAGCUUUACAUGCAAUUUAUUAAAAUGAUUGUAAAAUAGCUGUAUAGUGUAAAAUAAGAAUGAUUUUUAGAUGAGAUUGUUUUAUCAUGACAUGUUAUAUAUUUUUUGUAGGGGUCAAAGUAAUGUUGAUGGAUAUCCUAUAUGAUUUAUAGUAUGUGAGAGCAUCCAUACAGGCCUCAGUGGUCUUGGGAGUUAAAACUUGUUUGCUCUAAGAUAGGAAGAGGGAGAUGGAGACUGGCCCUGUGUGCAGUGGAGGUUGCUGAGGCUUUGACCCAGUCAGAUUACAGGGGAACUAAUUCCCCACCUCCCAUUUUGACCAUCCUUAUCCAACCUUGAUCCUGUCAGUGCAAGGUUAGUUUAUUAAAUCUCCCCUUGCACUAACGUACAUGGGCAGGACAGAAAGGUGGUGCUGAUGUAGUUAUAGGCACCAUCUAGUAACAGGGUUGUUUCACAUGUGGCCUCCCCACAGGUUAACAGGAACAGAGGCUUUAGAAGUUUGGCAAUAAUAUGAAUAGAGGUACCAGCAAUAUGUAAAUACUACAGAAUCCCAUAGGUCACCAAUAAUACACUAAUCCUUUCCAUCCUAAAAUAGUUUAUUUCCAACUAAAAUGAGGACAUGUUUAUGUUUUCUUUGAAUGCUUUUUGAAUGUUGUUAUUUUCAGUAUUUUGCAGAAAUUAUUUAAUAAAAAAAGUGUAAUCCUUUGCUUUUUGAAUUCUCUCUAAAAGGGAAUGUUCACUUUGUAAUGGUUUAAAUUGGUCUCAAAGUACUUUAAGAUAAUUGUAACCCAGCUGGAUGUGAAAUUUAAAGGUGCCUAAGAAAUACCACUUGAAUAUUAUCAAUGACAGUGUUAAGUUUCAAAAUGAGCUUCUCAAAAAUAGAUUAUUGUACAUUUAUGGAAUGUUAUAUGGUUAAAACCAGAAAGCACAUCACACAUAAAUCUGCUUUCAGUCCCAACCAGCUUGGCUUUCAAAAAAAAUACAACUCCAAAACUAAAAUAGAUUUGUUAUUACCAGAAGGCAACAGACACACAAAUUUAUUAUAGGAAGCUUUCCAUUAAAUGGCUAAGAGCUGUGCUCCUUCAGUAUGUGGGAAAGGAGAGCUAUCCUCAUUCUGAUAGAGUGUAGGUGAGAAAGCUAUGGUACUGUUUGAGAGUGGCUUCAAUUUCUGUGUGUGAUUUCAUACCAUUCCAAACUAUUUAGAUCUAUAAUAACUUCAAUGAGAGUUGGAGAAAUGCCUACAUGAUUCACAACAGAUCUUGAAAACUAUCUUUAAUUACUGGUAGGACAAAAAGGGACAUUCUGGGUAUUUUAGGCAUUGACUUGGGAUACUGUAUAAGCAGAAGUGAGAAGGCAGGAAGCCUAGGGAAGGGAAAGGAAUGCAAGCCUUCUGUGAGGAAAUACAAAACAAGCCAGACCAUCCCAAACGGACAAGGGACAUGUUUAGUGUGUGGAGUCUUUCACGAUGAGUGUAGGGUGAGCUCAAGUAUGUGGAGAAUCCAACCUCCCCAGCACUGCAAAGUAGGGCCAGGACAGGGAUGGGACAGGACGAGCAAUUCCAGAUGGACAUUGGUCUUCGUUUUUGCUCCCUCUUAUGUACUGUGAGACCAUAUCACCAUAGGAUAAACCAUGGUAUUAUGCUUGAUCUGUCAGCAUUCAAGGAUCAUGGUAGCCUUCAGUGAGCUUUUAGAUCUUGGUUGGUCACCCCAACAAUAAGCUAUAGUUGAAUGUGUUUCUUAUGUGUCUGGUUUCAGUGUUAGAGGGUAAAAUAAAAGUGUGCAGAAGACACUGAAAGCCACUUCAGAUAUAAGUUUUCUCAUUUUGCAGGCUUUCAGUCAGCCUGGUCCAUCAGACUUGAUGACUGGGUUUUCAGGAAAGGGUUGGCUUCUGUCUAGAGUAUGCCUGAAAGGAUUUUAUUUUCUGAUAAAUGGCUGUAUGAAAAUACCCUUCUAAAUAACCUGCUUAACUACAUAUAGAUUUCAGUGUGUCAAUAUUCUAUUUUGUAUAUUAAACAAAUGCUAUAUAAUGGGGACAAAUCUAUAUUAUACUGUGUAUGGCAUUAUUAAGAAGCUUUUUCAUUAUUUUUUAUCACAGUAAUUUUUAAAUGUGUAAAAAUUAAAAACCAGUGACUCCUGUUUAAAAAUAAAAGUUGUAGUUUUUUAUUCAUGCUGAAUAACCUGUAGUUUCGAACUGUCUUUUUAUCUCCACAGUGAAAUGUCAGACUGUAAAAUUUUGUGUGGAAAUGUUUAACUUUUAUUUUUCAUUUAAAUUUGCUGUUCUGGUAUUACCAAACCACACAUUUGUACUGAAUUGGCAGUAAAUGUUAGUCAGCCAUUUACAGCAAUGCCAAAUAUGGAUAAACAUCAUAAUAAAAUAUCUGCUUUUUCAUUA
Molecule: messenger RNA, 7833 nt
Organism: Cricetulus griseus (Chinese hamster)
Lineage: Eukaryota; Metazoa; Chordata; Mammalia; Rodentia; Cricetidae
Source: RefSeq, a predicted model, not a curated record